This is a messenger RNA of Naegleria gruberi, 3513 nucleotides long. RefSeq lists its product as uncharacterized. The transcript has 4 exons. The record is from RefSeq and is a predicted model, not a curated record. Gene Ontology annotation, molecular function: protein binding. NCBI's taxonomy places the organism in Eukaryota, Heterolobosea, Eutetramitea, Acrasida, Naegleriidae. The coding region runs from base 1 to 3513 and encodes 1170 amino acids.
AUGAAGGCAACCAAUGUUGGAAUGUAUAGACCUUAUGGAUUGGCAGUUGACAAGAAAAACGGUAAUAUUUAUUAUGCAGAAUCGGGUAAUCAUCAAGUGAGAUACUUGGAUUCGAAUAGUGGAAUUUCACAUUAUUUUGCUGGAGCACCAAAUUACCAAGCAGGUGUUGGUUCAGAUAGUUUGGCUUUCGCCAAUGAUUCUCUGACUAAUCCAUAUGGAGUAGCAAUCAAUUCGAAAGUUUCGCCAAAAGAUGAAAUUUUCAUUUGUGAUAACAAUAAUAUUAGAAAGAUUGUGAAUGAUACCUUUUAUAAUGUUGUUGGAAAUGGACAACUUGGAAAUAGUCCAGAUGGCACGCCAGCUGUCACUGCUAGUAUUAAAACUGCAUAUGGAAUUGCUUUUCAUCCAGUAACAGCGAUUGUUUUUGAUUCGAAUGGUAAUUUAUUUGCUCUCAGCUUGACAAAAGGUCAAGUUAUCAAAAUUUCUAAUGGUGUUAAAACUGUCAUUGCCAACAAUGCAGGAGUUGUUGGAUUCAGCGGAGAUGGAGGUAGUGCUCUCAAUGCUCGUUUUACCUAUCCAUCUGGAUUAGCUAUUUAUGGAAAUAGUUUAUAUGUUUCAGAUUUUGCUGACUAUAGAAUUAGAAAAAUCGACUUGGUACUUGGAAAUAUUAAUACAGUUGCAGGAGAUGGCUCAAUAAGAUAUCAAGUACUUUCAGGAAAUGUUUCGAAUAUUUCACUUUUGAAUCCAGUAUCUACAUUUUAUAAUUCUAAAAGAGAUGAAUUGUUGGUAGUGGAUAGUUCAGUUGGAGUUGUUUUAAAACUUAAUUCAGUUGCUAAUUAUGGAAAUUCAUUGGUUGACCGUGUGGCUGGAACUGGAAUUAUCGAAUUGGACACUGAUGGAAAAUUGGGAAAUUUAACUUCGCUUUAUACUCCCAUUUCAGUUACUCAAUCAGAAUCCUCAAGUGAUAUUUACAUUGGUACCACUAUUGGAAUUAAGAAACUAACCGAUUCUAAUAAGCUUAUUUCAUCUUUUGCUGGUUCACAAGCUUAUAGCUCUGGAGAUGGAUAUCCAGCUACUGCAGCUAGAUUGUCAAGCCCAGAAGGAAUAGCAAUCUCAACAAGUGGUGAAGUUUUCAUCAGUGAUAAGGGCAGUCACACUAUUCGAAAGAUUGAUUCGAAAGGUGUCAUCUCCACUGUAGCAGGAACUGGUUCAGCAGGAUAUGUAGAUGGACCAGCAUUGAAAGCCAAGUUAAAUGGACCAGGUUUUCUAGCUUUCACACCAAAUGGUGAUUUGUUAAUUACAGAAUCUUCCAACAAUCGAAUUAGAAAGUUGAGUUUCGUCUCUGGAAAUAUUACAACAAUUGCUGGAACAGGAAAUACCACAUAUAAUGGAGAGGGAUUGUCUGCGCUCUCCACAAAUAUGAAUUAUCCAUCUGGUAUUUGCGUUAAUGCAAGUAAUGGUGAUAUUUUCUAUUCAGAUGGAUUCAAUGCCACUUCCACCUCAGUUUAUCCAAGAGGUUUAGCUAUUCAUCCAAUUAGUUUAGAAUUGUAUUUUGUUGACAUUGGUGGUAGUACUGGAAAAUAUCUCAUUAGAAGAGUUAAUUCACAAGAUGGAAAGGUCUAUACAGUAAUUGGAGGUGGUCAAUCACUUUCUGCCACAAGUUUAGCCAAUGCAACAAAUAUUGGCGGAGUUUCUGCAAUUUCAUUCGCUCCGAACGGAGAUUUGUACUUUGACAGUCCGUCUACUCAUGGCAUUAAGCGAAUGAUUUAUGGUUCGAAUAUGGUUUCGACUAUUGCUGGACUAGUGUCCUAUAUGGCCACAACUGGUGAUGGACCUGCUUUGUCCACAAGUAUUGCCGUUCCUCAAUGUGUAGUUUAUUGGAAUGGUGAAGUUUAUUUUGUCGAUGUGUAUUUGAUUAGAAAGGUUUCGUCUGGACAGGUUGUUACGAUAGCUGGUGGAAUUGGAGAUGGAGGUUUAGCUGUCAAUUCUGAGCUGUCAACUGUUUCGUCUAUGGCCCUUACUGAUACAGAUCUAUACCUUUCCGAUAAGGGAAAUUAUAGAAUUCGAAAGGUUUCAUUUUCAAGUGGAUUAAUUGAUUCAGUGGUUGGUGCUUAUUAUUACACUGAUAAUGGAGAUAAUUUUGCCAAUAAGACAAAUAUUAAUCUUGUUAAUGAUAUUAGAAUUCUUAAUAAUCAAAUUCUAUUUACCGAUUCAGGAAAUAACAAAAUUAGAAAGACAGAUAUUUCUGGAAAAGGCAAAGUGACAACUAUUGCAGGAAAGGGAACUAAUAUAGGUAUUGUUUCAAUGCCAGAAAAUGAAUUGGCAACUCAAUCCUAUCUCAAUAACCCAAGCUCAGUUGCUUAUUUACCAAAUGGAGAAGUGAUUAUUGCAGAUACCAAUAAUAAUGUUAUUCGAAAGGUUGACUUGAUUGGAAAUAUCACCUUAAUUGCAGGAAAACCUUUCCAAGCAGGUUUCAAUGGAGAUUCUUCCAAUGCAAAGAAUUCAUUGUUGAACAAUCCAACAGGAUUAUCAACUUUGAAAGAUGGCAGAAUUGUAUUUGCUGAUACCAUGAAUAUGAGAAUUAGAAUGUUGACUCCUUAUUGUCCAGUUGGAUAUAUUAUGAAUCAAUUACCAUCGGGUGGAUUGGUGUGUAACAUUACAACAUGUUAUGGAGUUUCGUUUGAUGAUUCGAAAGUUUGUUCUGGUAAGGGAACUUGUCAAGCAUUGAAUAGUUGCUCUUGCUUGACUGGAUAUUCAGGAUUGGAUUGUUCUAUUGCUGAUUAUUGUACUCUUUAUCCAACUUCAACUGUUUGCUCAUCUUCAUCUUUCAACACAACUGAAUCUCAAACAAGCAUAGUUUCGAAUAUCACUCAAUUAGAUUCAAAGACUAUUCAAUUUUCGUCAACUCCAUCCAUUUCAAUUUCACUUCCAUCAAUCAUUUCUCAAUAUCUUCAAAGUUCUGAAAUUUCUCUGAAGAAUGAUUCAGUUCAAGUAGUUUCUUCUCUAUCUGAAAGUAAGAAAUCCGAAACUGCUGUAAUUUCUCAAGUUGUUUCAUUAGUUUUAUUGAAAUCAAAUUCAAAUGAAAAGAUUACAGUCCAAAAUUUGCAACAACCAAUUUCAUUCUCCUUUGAAAAUGUAACAUUAACUCUACCAAAUAUAGAAAAAUUGAAUAUUUCAUGUGUUUACUUGGAUGAAAAUUCAAAAGAAUGGAAAUCAGAUGGAUUGGAAACUGAAAUUCAAAAUCAAAUCAUUACUCAGCAACUUGCCGAUGGAAAUGUCACCGUAACAUUGUCAAUCAAAUGUAACACAAAUCAUUUGACAUCCUUUUCAGUAAUUGACCAAAAUUACAAAAAAGCAACAAGUCAACCAAACAAGGAAGAUGCAGCCAUUCUACAAGAUAAUACUGUAUUGAUUGCUGCCAUUGUUGGUAGUGUUGGUGGAUUGUGUGUCAUUGGUACAAUUAUUGCUUUAAUUGUUGUCGUUUGCAUUUUUGUUAAAAGAAAGAACAAGAAAUAA